Messenger RNA from Capsella rubella, 1849 nucleotides. Its product is annotated as probable nucleolar protein 5-1. The transcript is spliced from 9 exons. Gene Ontology annotation, molecular function: snoRNA binding. The record is from RefSeq and is a predicted model, not a curated record. The coding region runs from base 49 to 1644 and encodes 531 amino acids. NCBI's taxonomy places the organism in Eukaryota, Viridiplantae, Streptophyta, Magnoliopsida, Brassicales, Brassicaceae. Gene Ontology annotation, cellular component: small-subunit processome; box C/D methylation guide snoRNP complex.
CUCUCUAUUUCUCUCUCUCUGCGUAAACCCUCCAAGGGGCUUGUAAAAAUGUUAGCACUGUUUGAGACACCAGGUGGGUUUGCCCUUUUUAAAGUGUUGAAGGAAGGAAAGCUCUCUAAUGUUGAGGAUUUGGGUAAUGAGUUCUUGACUGCAGAGUCAGCAAGAAAGAUGGUACAGCUUAAAGCUUUUGACAAGUUUGACAACACAUCUGAUGCUCUUGAAGCUGUGGCUAAAUUGCGGGAAGGAACUGCAAGCAAGAGUCUACGCAAGUUUUUGAAAUCUAACUGUGAUGGUGAAACCUUAGCUGUGGCUGAUUCAAAGCUUGGAAAUAUUAUCAAGGAGAAGCUGAAAAUAGACUGUGUUCACAACAAUGCUGUUAUGGAGCUGUUACGAGGUGUCAGAAGCCAGUUUACUGAACUUAUAUCUGGAUUGGGAGAUAAUGAUCUAGCUCCAAUGAGCUUGGGAUUGUCUCACAGUCUUGCCAGAUAUACACUAAAGUUCAGUUCUGACAAGGUGGAUACCAUGAUUAUCCAAGCUAUUGGUUUACUUGAUGAUCUUGACAAAGAGCUCAACACAUACGCUAUGAGGGUUCGUGAAUGGUACGGUUGGCAUUUUCCUGAGCUUGCUAAGAUUGUACAGGACAAUAUCCUAUAUGCUAAGGCUGUAAAACUAAUGGGGGAUCGGAUUAAUGCUGCAAAGCUAGACUUCUCUGAGAUAUUGGCCGAUGAAAUUGAAGCAGACUUAAAAGAGGCUUCUGUGAUAUCUAUGGGAACUGAAGUCAGUGACCUUGAUUUGUUGCACAUCCGGGAACUUUGUGACCAGGUUCUUUCUCUAGCUGAGUACAGAGCUCAGCUCUAUGACUACUUGAAGAGCAGAAUGAACACUAUUGCACCAAAUCUGACCGCCCUUGUUGGUGAGCUAGUUGGUGCUCGUUUAAUUUCUCAUGGUGGUAGUUUAUUGAACCUCUCAAAGCAACCUGGGAGCACGGUUCAGAUUCUUGGAGCUGAAAAAGCCCUAUUUAGAGCCCUCAAGACCAAACACGCCACUCCAAAGUAUGGUCUAAUUUACCAUGCAUCUGUGGUUGGCCAAGCUGCACCCAAGCACAAGGGUAAAAUCUCUCGGUCACUAGCUGCAAAAGCUGCUCUUGCUAUCCGGUGUGAUGCCCUGGGUGAUGGUCAAGACAACACUAUGGGAGUGGAAAACCGCUUAAAGCUUGAAGCACGGUUGAGAAAUCUUGAAGGAAAAGAUUUAGGACGUCUGUCUGGCUCAGCUAAAGGCAAGCCAAAGAUUGAAGUUUACGACAAGGAUAAAAAGAAGGGAUCCGGAGGUCUCAUCACUCCUGCUAAGACUUACAACCCUGCUGCAGACUCCCUUCUUCAAACUCCCACAGCGGAUUCAGAGAACGGUGUCAAAGAGAAGAAAGACAAAAAGAAGAAGAAGAAGACUGAUGACGAGGAAGAAGCCAAAACCGAGGAGCCUUCAAAGAAGAAGUCGAAGAAGAAGAAAUCAGAACCAGAACCAGAAACCGUAGAAGAACCCGCAAAGAAGGAGAAAAAGAAGCGAAAACACGAGGAAGAAGAAACCGAAAUGCCAGCCAAGAAGAAGGAAAAGAGUGAGAAGAAGAAGAAGAAAAGUGAAGUCUGAGGAGAGAAGUUCAAAAAUUUUGCGUGAGUACACGUUUUAGCUUCUCAAGGGAGACAAAUUAACCAGAAACAAAAACAGUGUUUGUUUACUUUUGCUUUAGGUGUUUAGUAAGUUCUUUCUAUUUUAUUUUGAGUUCUGAAACUUUAAAAAGAACUGUUCUUGCUUUUGUAAUGGUUAUGUCUUGUUUUAGCCGUUUCCUCCAUAA